Molecule: messenger RNA, 1675 nt
Organism: Pisolithus orientalis
Lineage: Eukaryota; Fungi; Basidiomycota; Agaricomycetes; Boletales; Pisolithaceae
Product: S-adenosyl-L-methionine-dependent methyltransferase
Exons: 5
Coding region: 127-1194 (355 amino acids)
Molecular function (GO): S-adenosylmethionine-dependent methyltransferase activity
Source: RefSeq, a predicted model, not a curated record
GAACGGCUUCAAAAUGAUCGCCGGCUGGCUCUCACAGCUACCGUGUGCGCCACGACACCGACAGUUCGCAUCUGCCCAUAGUGAUACCAACACCGGGAACGCACAGGACAGACACCCACGCCAACGAUGGCCACCUUCAGCAAAACCACCUUUGACGCUCUCUCCUACGCUUCCUCACGCCCAACGUACCCCCGUUCCCUGUACAAUUAUAUCUUCGACUUCCAUCGCCAUCGAUAUCGGCCCUCUUCGCAAUCCCUGAAGACGGAUGCAAACGCAAACGCAAGGUGGGGGCGGGCAGUGGAUUUGGGUUGUGGAACGGGCCAGGCAACAUUCGAACUGACGCCUUUCACACAUGUCCUCGGGAUCGAUCCCAGCGAGAACAUGAUUCAAUCAGCACGCGAAGCUCUGAAGAAGCGUCAGCCCCAGCUGCAGCAAGUCGAUGACGUAUCUGACGUCGGUUCCCGGCCUCCUCAGAGCCCAGGACAGACGAUCGGGUUCAUUCAGUCCCCUGCUGAGUCACUCGAUUUUAUCGCAGACGAAAGCGUCGAUCUCGUCAUUGCAGCCCAGUCAUGUCACUGGUUUGAUUGGUCCAGGGUUUGGCCCCAACUCGCAAGGAUACUUCGUAAAGGCGGGACUGUUGCUGCUUGGGUCUACACUGAGUUCCGCUUUCCCACUCACCCUAAUCUCACUCCACUUAUUUUGCACUAUUCUGAAUCCCAUGACACGACAUCAUCCAUCGGACGAUAUUGGCAACAACCUGGUCGGAGCAUCUUAUGGAGGCAUCUCUUGGAUGUUCCUGAGCCUAAUUCCAUGCUUGACGCUACCACCGGAGCGACGGAAGUGUUCGAGCCAUUAGACAGGGUAUAUUUUACAGGUUCAUAUUUCCCGGAACUUCCACCCUCUGAAACCUUGCCGGUUCUCAUGCGUAAGAUGAUGACGUGGUUGGAUAUACUUGGAUACCUUGAGACGUGGAGCGCUCUACACGCGUUCAGAGAAAUGCACCCAGAGGAUGCAGCGAAUCCCGAGGGACCAGUCGAGGUGAGGUUUUGGAACAAUUUGAGGAAAGGGGCGGCACUCGGCGCUGCUGGUAAACAGAGUGGGACUGAAAAUGAGGAGUAUGAUAUGGUCGAGCCGGAUGCGGAGGUCGAGGUUGAGUGGGGUGUAGAUAUGAUCCUCGCUCGAAAAAGAGCGUGAUUUUGAAGGCAGAUCGUAAAUUCAUGCAAGCAUUUUAUCGAUAUCCUUUUACAACGACGCUAUCAUUGGCAUGCAAAACCCACUGUCGAGUGGCGCUGGUCAAACCGAGUAAACCAAAUCUCCCCCCCCCCCCUCUCCCGCAUCAUCAAUAUUGGAUGAUGAAUUCCUCGACAUGGCUCUCAGUCUCGUCGCGGGCAUUCAAAUGUUCACGCUUGGAGUAUAUCACAUGAUGCAUGAUACAUAAUGGAUCAUUCUGUCGCAAGCCACGGAUCCAACCCAACUAAUAGUGUCGCAAAUCGGCAUCCAUAUUGUCUAGGCUUGCUCUUUUCUAUCUCAUACACUGCUCAAUCCGCGAAUUACGACUUAGUCUCGACACCCCACCGACAAUUGUGCCGGAUUUCCCGCAAACGUUUGUACACAGGAUGGUAAAAUUAACGAAAGCUGAAAGUACCUUGUAGGUUUCCCCUACUACUGUAUGUAC